AUGCCGCAGCUUAAGCAACCUACGGCUGCCCUGUCGCCGAAUGCCACCAUCGCCCAACGUCUCCGUGCGGCGUGCCCCCAUCUUGAACCUAAGUGGUCAGCAAGGCGGCGCCCAAGGAAAGGUCGAGGUCCAAGGUGCGAGGUUCAAACAGCACCGCCAGACGUCGGUUUGUCUUCCUCCGAUAACUGCCCACUCGCUCACCCGUCCGCCGCCUGA
Molecule: messenger RNA, 216 nt
Organism: Colletotrichum orchidophilum
Lineage: Eukaryota; Fungi; Ascomycota; Sordariomycetes; Glomerellales; Glomerellaceae
Exons: 1
Coding region: 1-216 (71 amino acids)
Source: RefSeq, a predicted model, not a curated record